This is a messenger RNA of Pyrus x bretschneideri (Chinese white pear), 1890 nucleotides long. RefSeq lists its product as uncharacterized. Bases 1 to 1890 code for a protein of 629 amino acids. The transcript is spliced from 5 exons. NCBI's taxonomy places the organism in Eukaryota, Viridiplantae, Streptophyta, Magnoliopsida, Rosales, Rosaceae. The record is from RefSeq and is a predicted model, not a curated record.
AUGUUUAAGCCAAAUACGGGAGAGCAAGUGGGCGGUGAUUGCUUUAUUAGCAAAGGGUUUUCGAAUUGGAAGAAGAAAGAAAGGUUGCAGGGUUACAUUGGAGGAUGGAAUAGUGCCCACAGCCAAGCUUGGAGAACCUACGAUGGUUUAUUGAAGCAGAACCAAGCACAAAAGGAAUAUGAAACUCUUUUGGGUUUAUCAAUUGUUUGUAUGAGGUUUCUUUUGCAUCAAGGGCUUAUAUAUUGCGGAGAUGAUGAUGAAUAUGAAGGUUCAAACAACGAAGAUGUUUUUCUUGGACUCUGGAACUUCCAAUGUGGUCGUCACGAGGAGUUAAAAGUUAUCACAUUGAGAAAUUCUCCCUUAAGUCUGAAGUUGACUUCACCUGAUACUCAGAGGGACAUUAUAACUGCUUUUUCAAUGGAAAUUACCAAAGCAAUAGCUAAAGAUAUUGGUGAUUUGUAUUUUUCCAUUCUCAUCGAUGAGCUUCAUGACAUGUCUCCAAUGAAUCAAUUGGCUAUUGUUAUACGCUUUGUGGAUAAAGGUCAUGUGAUUGAGCAUUUUUUAGGCAUUGUACAAGCCACUGAUAAUACUGCUGACUCAUGUAAGGUGGUUAUUGAUGAUUUCUUUUCUACUCAUGGAUUAAGCAUGUCAAAGCUACGGGGCCAAGGUUAUGGUGGGACAAGUAAUAUGCUAGGUGAGUUGAAUAGUCUUAAGACACUUAUAAUGAAGGAGAACGAGUGUGCCUAUUAUGUUCAUUGCUUUGCUCAUGAUCUUCAUUCAACACUUAUUGAUGUGGCAAAGGAUCCUUUUGAAAUCUUCCAUCUCUUUACCUCGGUUGCUAAUCUGGUGAAUGUUAUUGGGGCAUUUGUUGAAUGUUGUGAUAUUCUUCGGAAGAAACAUGGUGCUUUGGUUUCUGAAGCACUCAAUACCAGUGAUCUUCUAAGUGGACAAGAUGUACUUGAGGUCAUAGCAGAUUUUGGAUCAAAGACUGAGCAGAAAUGUAAAGCAGAGGUUCUAUUGGGUUCCCUCUGGUCCUUUGAAUAUGCUUUGUCACAGGCAUUACAAAAAAAAGACCAGGAUAUUGUGAAUGCCAUUAACCUAGUCAGAAGAUGUAAUGAAGAGCUGAAAAUGAUGAAGGAGAGUGGUUGGGAUUCUUUACUCAGUCAGGUUUUUUCUUUCUGUGACAAACAUCAGAUUAAAGUUCCUAACAUGAAUGACAUGUUUCAAACUAUAGGGAUAAAAAAACCUCCGGUGGUAACAAACAUGCAUCAUUAUCGCAUUGAGGUGUUUUGUAAUGUUAUUGACAUGCAACUUCAAGAGCUAAAUAUUCAUUUCGCUGAGUUGAAUACUGAGUUGCUUCUUUGUGUGGCAUGUUUGAAUCCAAGAGAUUCAUUCUCUGCUUAUGACAAGAAAAAGUUGAUUCAGCUUGCUCAGUAUUACCCAAAUGACUUUUCUGCACUUGACUUGAUGAUGCUUGAAGAUCAGCUUAAGAUGUACAUUAUGGACUUGCGCUCCAGCUUUGAGUUUUCAGGAUUGGAUGGGAUUGCGGAUCUUGCACAGAAAAUGGUUGAGACAAAAAAAGACAGUGUUUACCCAUUAGUUUACUUGCUGUUGACAUUGGCACUUAUCUUACCAGUUGCAACUCCUACUGUAGAGAGGGCGUUUUGUGCUACGAGGAUUGUGAAGAACCGGUUACUCAAUCAAAUGGAAGAUCAAAGGACGGAUGAUAGUUGGAUUGCAUAUAUUGAGAAAGACAUUCUUGAUAGUUCAAGCAUGACUGCUUGCUCAAGAAGCAAUGACUGCAGAACAUUGGAAUUACAGAAUGUUCUGUUCAUCUGGUCUCUGCUUCUCUAUCUAGUUACUACUUUUGGCAUUUGCUUUGAUUUCUGA